This is a messenger RNA of Hyaloscypha bicolor E, 1174 nucleotides long. RefSeq lists its product as uncharacterized. The transcript is spliced from 3 exons. NCBI's taxonomy places the organism in Eukaryota, Fungi, Ascomycota, Leotiomycetes, Helotiales, Hyaloscyphaceae. Bases 123 to 932 code for a protein of 269 amino acids. The record is from RefSeq and is a predicted model, not a curated record.
CGCACUUCCUCUACCUCAAACAACCUACACUCCUUGUUCCCCUGAGGAACCCCUUCAGGCAGACUGGCUCUUUGCAGAGCUACACUUGAUCAUCUCGACCGUUGACCUUGGAACUGCCAACGAUGGCGACCCAAGAGGACCUGGCAGCAAUGUUUGCUCGCAACCUCUCCCUCCAGAAUCCCCCUCCAUACGUUGCCCCCAAAGAGGAGCCAACUCCCGUCGAAGAGCAAUACACCUACUCGAUUUCCCAGCACUACCACCACUCUGCACAUCUCGCCCAACCACCCCCUUCUAGACCUGCCUCCGAGCCCCCUCAGACAGACCAACUCACUGUUGAGAUCAUAUUAGCCAGACAUGGCGUUGACGCGUCUACUCUAUUCCCCUCCCAAAUCGAACUCUUCAAGACCGCAGACACAGGCCAGCAGAUGCGAUUGAUCGAGCUCUGGCGGAUAUGCCCUCCCGACUAUGGCGGACACGCUCUGGCACAAGACCUCGGCAACUGGCCUUCAACCUCUUUCCAACAGGAAGAGGCGAUGGCUAAGUUGAGAUACGAGCGAUUGAUGCUAGAAGAGCGCAUGUCUCGGACAGGCGGGGAUCAGCAGAGCAUGGACAGUGACACGAUGAGUGAUUCCAGCAACACGACACCCUUGACACCGAUUCAAGGAGGUGAUGGACGCUGGAUGACCAACAGCCAUGUUGCAGAGCCGUACAUGCAAUCCGGCUAUGAAGCCCUUGCUCAACGUGAGUACGAGGCUUCCGCUGGUCCGUCAAAGGAUAUCUAUUCUCAUUUUGGUAACUCAGUCGGUGGUAACUACAAACCCGCCACAGACCCCGUCUACAACUCGGUCUCAGACAUCCACCGAUACUCCAAUGUCGGCGGCGACUGGGAGAGACUUGUAGAGCAACGAAAACAAGCGAUGGAGGAUCAGUAGUAAGUCAUCGGGGAGCAAGAUAUCUCUGGCUCUGGAGAUUUCUGGGGCCCCAACUUUCACAAUGAGAGGAUUUACUGACUAUCUUUCCAGCGGCGCAUUUGAUCAGCAAUUCCACCAUAACAUCGGCGGUGUCACAGUGGGAGAAUACCAAGGAGAAGAUGAGGAGAUGUGUAGAUAAAACCAUACAUAGUAGAUAGGCAGACAGAUUGCACAUUAGAGUUUAGUUUUUUUUGUCAUUCGCA